Messenger RNA from Brassica oleracea var. oleracea, 576 nucleotides. RefSeq lists its product as uncharacterized. NCBI's taxonomy places the organism in Eukaryota, Viridiplantae, Streptophyta, Magnoliopsida, Brassicales, Brassicaceae. The transcript has 2 exons. The record is from RefSeq and is a predicted model, not a curated record. Bases 104 to 559 code for a protein of 151 amino acids.
CAUCAUCAUCACCAUAAUAGUAAAGAUUGUUUUGUACAAAAAGCCACUGUUUCUGCUCUCAAGUCUUGAUCAAUUAGAAGCGGCUUUCAAGAAGAAAAAAAAUAUGCACUAUCAAGAACAGAUGGAGUCUCUUAUGUUGGGUGAAGAACACAGACGUGGAAACUGCGUUAGGGACGCAGACGAAGGUUUUAACUCUCCGUCUUCUUUUCCUAACUCUCCUGACGAUUCGGUCCGUCGCAGUUCAUCUCCUUUAAGGAGAGGGUUGUCAAAACAUUACAAAGGUAAAUCUCAGUCAUUCACGUCCUUGUCGGAAGCUCUGACAGUUGAGGAUCUCGCAAAACCCGAGAAUCCUUUCAACGUGAAACUGAAGCAGCGACGGGGGAACAUUCACUGUCGACGGCUCUCCGGAUGUGGAGGUGCAUCGGAGCAAAACUUAGGCGUGCACGACGCUUUCCACUCCGGAAACGGUAGACCGCUGCGACUUUCCGGUAACAGAGCGCCUCUGAGAGCCCAGACGCUCUCGGCUGCUCAUAUAUCGGCAUUGCUCACUCGCACCUAAACCGGAAAGUUUUUAGC